This is a messenger RNA of Zerene cesonia (dogface butterfly), 1347 nucleotides long. RefSeq names its product facilitated trehalose transporter Tret1-like. Gene Ontology annotation, biological process: transmembrane transport. Gene Ontology annotation, cellular component: membrane. NCBI's taxonomy places the organism in Eukaryota, Metazoa, Arthropoda, Insecta, Lepidoptera, Pieridae. The transcript is spliced from 8 exons. The record is from RefSeq and is a predicted model, not a curated record. The coding region runs from base 1 to 1347 and encodes 448 amino acids. Gene Ontology annotation, molecular function: transmembrane transporter activity.
AUGUCUUUCACAUGGCCCUCAUCAACCAUGGACCUCUUUACCUCCCCGAAUACGCCCCUCAAUAGGAUGAUGUCAGAUUUCGAAGUGUCCCUCUUGGGAAGCCUGUCUUGCAUCAGCGCCCUUCUAACGCUACCAUUUGUGGGAAUCCUGAUGGAAAAGUUUGGAAGGAAAUAUACUUGUUUCGCCCUGUAUUCGCUGCAAAUGAUCUCUUGGAUAAUCAUCAUAUCCUUCAAUUACGUGGAAGCCAUUUUGCUAGCAAUAUUCAUAUCAGGGAUCACCAGUUGCACUCUUCUCAUUAUACCCGUGUACGUGAGCGAGUUCUGCCAAGAAUCCAUACGUGGUUCGAUGGCAUCUAGUGUGCUUAUGUUUUUCGGAUUUGGCAUGCUCACUUCCUACCUGCUAGGCGGUUUGGUGCCAUACAAUGUUAUGAACUACAUAACAUUGGGUCUGGCUGGUGUUGGAGGUCUGCUGAUUACUCUGGUGAAGGACUCCGCGUUGUACCUGAUGAUCAAGGGACGGGAACGCGAAGCUGCUCUCUCUAUUGCGCAUUACAAAAGUUUGAAUGCUAACUCGAACGAGGUCGAACAGGAGAUAAAACACAUUAAGAGACUCCUAAAUCCUGAAUUGGAUGAGGCAACGCCUGAGGAAGAAAUGUUAAAACCGGAGUUGAAACCCAAAGAAAAACUGUCUGUUUGGAGAUUUAUGAAAAAAUCUAGAUCAUCCCGUCGCGCUCUGGUCGUCUGCCUCGUGCUGUACUCAGCUACAGUCUUCCAAGGUCUGGUCGUGGUGCAGGUGUAUGCAGCACCGCUAUUCGGGAAGGCAGUACCAAGCAUGUCUACCACGUUAUCCAGUGUUAUAUUCGCUAUCGUGACUGUGGUGUCCGGAAUGAUAGCGGCCUACCUUGUUGAGGUUUUAGGGCGGAAGCCACUCAUGGUGUAUUCAUCAGUAGCAGCGGCGGUUUGCUGCGUACUUCUAGCAACCCAAAUUCAGUUUGAAUGGGGACCCAAUUGGACGACUGCGGUAUUCAUAUAUCUUUUCUGCCUCUCCUAUACAAUUGGUGCUGGCACCAUUCCGUAUAUCUACUGCGCAGAAGUAUUCUUACCUGAGAUAAAAAGCUUCGCGUCUAUAUUCGCUAUGGAAUGGGCCUUCCUUGGAUUCUUUAUAGUACUCUUUAUUUUCAACCCCCUCGUUAGUUAUAUAGGAUUAGGCGGUGUAUUCUAUAUCUUUGCCGUGGUGUGUUUGCUGACUGCAAUAUUCUGCGUCUUCUUCAUGCCAGAGACGAAAGGACUGACUGUUGAUGUUAUACAACUGCAAUUUGCUAAACCACGAUCUCUUAAUAAAACGUGA